GAGUUGCGAAGGCGGAGGUAUCGCAAGCGCAAGCGCGCGAAGCUCGUACCAGCGAAUAAGAUGGCAGAGCACCAGCGUGAGCGAACGCUGCUUGAGUCUGCACUGGACUGCGAUGAUGCUGGCUCGGGACUCUACCGACUGCGCGACGCCUUGUCACGACAUGCUACAAGGAUUACGGCUAUCAUUUCUGAGCUCUUUGGGCUCAGUUCUGAGUUGCGAAAGAUACACGGAUUGGAGAACACGCAGAUUCAUGGACCUUCGUUCUACCGAAUCAAAGACGACCUUGGCCUUUUGCGCCGAAGUCUCAGAUACACUACGCAAGAUGUGUUUGAUAUGUUUGCGAGGUCACGGCUACGUUCUGAGGAAAGAGCGUGGGAGGAUCUGGAACAUCAACUGGGUCGUCAAGAACGCAUUGGAUUGUUGGAAAGGUUGGAACUCUACAGAGACUUUCUCGAUGCACAGAAUGAUGUUCUAGAACGGGAAAGCCCUCCAAAUCUGAGUCAGCUGCGUCGAGAGGUGACUCGACUACUUGCGACACAGCAGAGGCUGCGAAACGUGUCUGACGAUCAUGAAUUGCUUGAGACAUCUGGAGCACGCACACCGAGGCCGAGAGCAGGAAGCAGGCCGACUGUAGUUCGAAUACCUACAAGCCCAACCGUAAUAUCGGAAGACCUGAUGUUCGAGCGCCCACAAGGCAUGCAUGCGCCAGACCCUCCACUCCCAGUAUCUCCGACCUCCCCACUGGUUUCGCCUAUCUUCAGCACUUUCUCUUCAGGCUCUUCGCAGACGAUGUCCAGUCACACGUCUUACUCCAGCAACCCCUACUUUCCUGGCCAGUCCGCCUCGGCACCUCAUUGGGCCCAGAGUGUAUUCGACGGCAGCUCUCCUACCAGUCGAUACAAGAGUGAGUAUCAGUCCCUGGAUCGCUCAAAGUGCUAUGGCGAUCCCGCCCCAGAAGCUCUCGAAGCAAUAGCUACGACCGGAUUCCAGCAAGCCAUGCAAUUGUCGUUCGAUGAAGAUCGAACAUGGGUACGCCUGUACUACCGACCUGAGGACUUUCGCGCGAUCAUCCUGAUCAUGGCCCUCGAUGCAUACGGCCAACCAUUGCAUUAUUCAGAACGAUUGACGAAACUAAAAAUCAUUCGGGAGGGGUCAUUGCUCAAACUUUGUCGCGUCCGACAUGGAAGUGAGAGACACACUCUAUGGGCACGCCUCAACUUCUUCCUUCAUGAGAGAAUGGUGCUGUUUUACAACACUUUUGUGGCGAUGAAACAUCAAGAUCACGAAGGUAUCGCACACCGGAUCCUACUGGAAGAUUUACCUCUUGAGAAAUGCGAGGGAGGCGAGAAGAUGCUCUUCGCCGGUGAGAUUCGACAUGGCGAGAUGCGACAUGCUUUGCAAAUCAUCCGUGAUAGUGCUUCAAAAGUUGUGCGUAUCGAGGCUUCACCUCUUCGUGGACCGAGGGCGGGUGUGCCAAUCUGGACGGCAUUCGUUACGAAAUACAUCUGGGAUGCGGACUGGGCUGAGUUGCAAAGCAAUGGGCUUGUGAGUCUGGCGAAGCUGAGUCCGGAGCCUUCGGUUUUCAUUUCUGGAUAUUUGCCACCAGUGAAUGCUCGUGGGGAGCCGGUAUUGCCAUUUGCAACGACGAAUGGUAAAUCUGCUCGACGAUUAGGUGUCAUGGUUCGAAGGCUAACGAUUUCUAGAUGCGAGGAUGUUCAUGGACACCUGGGCAAACAUUUGCCGUCGAUAUGGUCGUUGAAAAUAACACAGAGGCGCGAAAUUUUGGUUCUAGCCCGCAUGCUUAGCGAUGGCGUUUGAGAAAGCGGCGCUCUUGGGAUUCCUGGUGAAAACAUUGAAGCGUUCGAGCGUGAAAAUGGCGAUGCGGCACGACUGA
Molecule: messenger RNA, 1894 nt
Organism: Cercospora beticola
Lineage: Eukaryota; Fungi; Ascomycota; Dothideomycetes; Mycosphaerellales; Mycosphaerellaceae
Source: RefSeq, a predicted model, not a curated record